UUAAAUUUUGUGUACAAAAUUCAGAUAAAAAAUGUUGCCAAAAUUUGUGUACGCUGUCCUUCUUCUGGUAUUGACAGCGUUGCAUAUAUGCUCCCACUUGAGUCCCAUCAUUAAGGCCAGUGCCAGCAUCAAAACCAUCAAUUUGGAGUACACCAGAGAGCUGAAACUCCGCGUGGGCUAUGAAUAUAAUUGUCGGCUGCUUUGGCAAGCUGUAGUCAAUUCAUUGAUCGUGAUCUAUGGAUUCUGGCGUUGUGAACGCGAAGUUGAUCGGCGAAAGCAGAAUUCUCUUAUCGAUAAUAAAUGCACCGGUAACUCCUAUAUCUCUCCAGCGACUGAGGUCAAAUUGAAUUGGCUGCGGAACAGGAGCAAGAUUGCCUCCAGCUGGCAACUGUUUCCACAUCGUGUCUUUGCCUUGUUCACUGUGCCAUGGUUGUUGACGUUCCUAAUGAACGCAUUCUUCGGAUAUUCCACAGUUAAUCUUGUCAUGCGACACUUUUGUGCCUCUCAAUUGGAUGUUCUCAAUCUCUAUCUCCGCAUUCAGCUGCUCUAUUUACAAAACUGGAUGCCUCAAGGUUUUGGUCACUAUCUGUCACAAUUUAACGGCGCUUUUGAGUUUCUAUUUGCAACGCAUACGAACUUCAUUACCUAUCAGACUGAUGUGAUGGCCGGAGGUGAAUAGUUUGGGCCCAGAUUACAACAAUCUUAAAAUCGUAUUUUCUUUGGAAAUUUGUCUUUAUUUUGAUUAUAUUAUGUUUUGAGGAAUAAAACUGCAUUUGUCAUGAAUUGAAAAAUAAUAAAACAACUUUCCCAUUAA
Molecule: messenger RNA, 814 nt
Organism: Drosophila innubila
Lineage: Eukaryota; Metazoa; Arthropoda; Insecta; Diptera; Drosophilidae
Exons: 1
Coding region: 32-679 (215 amino acids)
Source: RefSeq, a predicted model, not a curated record